CCUGCCUCUGCCUCUGUCUCUGCCUCUGUUCGGCCUUAUCUCUUAUCCUGCAGGUGUCCAUUGCGGCGGCAGUACCUCCACUAGUCUCCCGGGCCGCGCUCCGUAGAGCACUAGGUAUCUCUUAUCUCACCCCCUACUUUCAGCCUACGGGCCACACACCGUAGUAGACGUUGAUCAGGCAAUCGCAAACUACUGUACUAUCAGUCCGGGGCAGUGACCCAGAUUGCUGAUAUCGCUGCAAUACCAAUUCUAACCAAGUAUAUAGUUACAAUGUUUCGAUCCACCAAACGACUAUUGAACGGCUACGACAGAGUGACCUGGUGACCAGCCUGAACACCCAACCUUCACAAUCUAUCUCUUGUCAAAAGAUAACGUCGUUGAUCCAGUGUCCUUCCUUCUCCCGAAACAGCCUCCUUCACCAUUUGCCUGCCAUGGACGGGUACCGGAAAUCCAAGGACGUGUCCGUCAUGCAACCUUUGGAAGUGCUUGAGCCUAGCCAGAGUGUCUCCAAUGCGCAAGUCAUCGAUUUACAGGAGGACCGAAAUGGCCAGUUCCAUCGAUCUUUUACUCCUCGCCAAGUUCAUAUAAUAGCCUUGGGUUCGAACAUCGGGAGUGGAGUGUUCAUCGGCACUGGCAAAGCUCUUGCUAGUGGUGGCCCCGGAAGCAUGGUCAUCGCUUACGCUCUCGUGUGCUCCGGCGUUUGGGCAGUGCUGCAGACACUCUCUGAAAUGACCAUUGCAUUUCCCACUUCUGGAAACUAUAUUGAUUAUGCCGGUCGUUGGGUUGAUCCUGCCCUUGCAUUUGGUGCUGGUUUUGCAGAAUGGCUUGGCUGGGUUGCUAUCGUUGGCUCCGAGGCAACGUUCUUCACCGUUCUCGUGGACUAUUGGGCCGAGGGGUCGUUUCCUGCAGCUGCAGGAUACACCAUUUUUAUCGUGGCAUCCCUUUCGGUUUUCCUCCUUCCAAACAAAUGGUUCGCCAGAUACGAGUAUAUCACGUCCAUCGUGAAGAUAUUCACUUUUCUCAUCAUCAUCCUUGUCUCAUUGGCGAUUGUCUGUGGAGCUGGGCCGCAGGGCUACGUGCACAGAGGCGUGUCCUGGUCCGAAUUACCAGCGUUCAAAAACGGCUUCGGGGGUUUUGCGACUUGCGCUUUGCUUGCAAUGUGGGCGGUAGGUGAUCAGGUUUUCAUUGGGAUCAUCGGGGGUGAGGCCCAAAGCCCACGGUUUUCAAUGGCCCACGCCACCAAGCUUGUACCAUUCCGUGUCAACGUGGUAUAUAUGCUCAGCGUCAUCUUUGUCACCCUCCUGGUUCGAUCGGAUGAUGAUCACUUGCUCGGUGGCUCCGGAAUUGCCGCAUCACCUUUUAUCAUUGCGGUCAGGGAUGUGGGCAUCCCAGGGAUCGGACACGUUCUGAAUGUCGGCAUGAUCGUGGGCAUUCUGGCUAUAUCUGCCGAGUCCAUCUAUCUGUGUUCAAGAGUACUGCGAACCAUGGCACACCAGAAACUCAUCCCGGAAGCAUGGGCCAAGGUCGACAGCGCAGGCCGACCUAGAUGGGCGCUUCUCAUCAGCACUAUUGUUGGUGUAGCUCUUACGUACAUUCAAUUAUCCGCUGGCGGGCUGAAGGUCUUCAGCUGGUUGCUCUCCAUCACAAGCGCCUCGUUCUUCAUGAUGUGGAUGAUCAUCGCUAUCACAAACUGGCGCUUUCGCCAGGCUCUGCGCGCCCAAGAUGACAAGCUCUUUAGAGAGGUCUAUGCUUGGUCAGCUUGGAAAUGGCCCCUACCUCCUUGGUACCUCUUGACGAUCUCUACCUUGCUGCUUGCUUGUUGUCUUGCAACCUCUAUCGAUCCAUUGGGUGAUACGCCAUUCUCUGCCUACGCUUUCUUCCAGAACAAUCUUGGGGUUUUACUUAUUGUGGCCAGUACAUUGGGUUACAAGGUUAUCCGGCGAACUCGCUGGGUAGACCCCAAGGAAGCCGACCUUAUUCAAGGCCGUCGCACACUUUCCACCGAGGAAAUCGUUCAACUGGACAAUUACUAUAGAAUGUCGACGUGGCGCCGCUUCUGUACAUAUGCCCAACUCUGGUGAAGAAGCAUUUCACGGCAUACGUCAGGUACUGCAAAAUAGUCUCGGGGGUUUUGAGUGCAUUUGUCAUACAAAGCACUGUGGAAAGAGCUUUAUGGGAUGCACCGUUACUAGAAAGGAUUGGUGUCCUACAACAUCAGGUAUUACAAUCGGAUCGAAAAUACAGUGCAUAGCCCUCUGUAAAAAGACAGUCAGAUUGAUCCUUCAAGAUAGUCCUAUAGUAACUAGCAGGACUUUUAUCCCC
Molecule: messenger RNA, 2322 nt
Organism: Exophiala dermatitidis NIH/UT8656
Lineage: Eukaryota; Fungi; Ascomycota; Eurotiomycetes; Chaetothyriales; Herpotrichiellaceae
Product: AAT family amino acid transporter
Exons: 7
Coding region: 432-2081 (549 amino acids)
Biological process (GO): amino acid transmembrane transport
Cellular component (GO): membrane
Molecular function (GO): amino acid transmembrane transporter activity
Source: RefSeq, a predicted model, not a curated record